Messenger RNA from Balaenoptera acutorostrata (minke whale), 5752 nucleotides. RefSeq names its product TBC1 domain family member 32 (gene TBC1D32). Gene Ontology annotation, biological process: non-motile cilium assembly. The record is from RefSeq and is a predicted model, not a curated record. The transcript has 34 exons. Lineage: Eukaryota; Metazoa; Chordata; Mammalia; Artiodactyla; Balaenopteridae. The coding region runs from base 136 to 4035 and encodes 1299 amino acids.
AGUCCACCCGCAGAGGCUUUGGGAUCUCUUUUUUGCUCUUAGUCGGUGCAGCUUGAAUGCUCUUGGCCCGGAAGGACGGCAGCACGAGUUCCAAAGGCGGGACCUCGAGGAUUCCUGUUUCCCCAACGCAAGAGGAUGGCCCAUUUCUCCGGCGAGGGCGAAGUGAUGCUGCAGGCGAUGCUGAGGCAGUUGUUCCAGAGCGUGAAGGAGAAAAUCACGGGGGCUCCCUCCCUGGAGUGCGCCGAGGAGAUCCUCUUACAUCUGGAGGAAACUGAUGAAAAUUUUCACAACUAUGAAUUUGUGAAAUACCUUAGACAGUAUAUAUGUAAUACUUUGGGGUCUAUGAUUGAAGAUGAAAUAGAAAAAUGGACAUCUGAUCAGAAUCAGGGUGAGGAAUUUGGCCAUGACACAGUUGUACAGCAUGUUACUAAAAGAACUCAGGAAUCUAAAGAAUACAAAGAAAUGAUGCAUUCCCUGAAGAACAUCAUGAUGAUAGUGGUGGAAUCUAUGAUCAACAAGUUUGAAGAAGAUGAAAUGCGAAGUCAAGAAAGGCAGAAAAAAAUCCAAAAGGAGAAAAGCAAUAGUUACUGCACAGACAAUUGCUCUGAUAGUGAUUCAUCAUUCAAUCAGAGUUAUAAAUUUUGUCAAGGAAAAUUACAGUUGAUUUUAGACCAGUUGGAUCCUGGGCAACCUAAAGAGGUGAGAUAUGAAGCCUUGCAAACGUUAUGCUCAGCUCCUCCAUCUGAUGUACUGAACUGUGAAAACUGGACCACUCUCUGUGAGAAACUGACAGUGUAUCUUUCAGAUCCUGAUCCUGUAUUUAGUGACCGGAUUUUAAAAUUCUAUGCACAGACGUUUACACUUUCACCAUUACAUAUGACCAAGGAAAUUUAUAAAAGCUUAGCUAAAUAUUUGGAGUUACACUUUCUUUCUAGAGAAAAUCAUAUUCCUACUCUUUCAACUGGCAUAGAUAUAACUCAUCCUAAUGUGAUCCAUUUACUUAAAAAGGUUCGUCUUCUAAAUGAGUAUCAGAAAGAGGCUCCAUCUUUCUGGAUUCGACACCCAGAAAAGUAUAUGGAAGAAAUUGUGGAGAGUACUUUGUCUUUAUUAUCAGUUAAACAUGAUCAAAGCCAUCUUGUCUCACAAAAGAUUUUGGAUCCGAUAUACUUUCUUGCAUUGGUUGAUACCAAGGCUGUGUGGUUCAAAAAGUGGAUGCAUGCAUAUUAUAGCAGAACUGCAGUACUAAGACUUAUUGAAAAGAAAUAUAAAUCUCUGAUAACUACAGCAGUUCAGCAGUGUGUUCAGUACUUUGAGCUGUGUAAAACCAUGAAAGCUGAUGAGGUUUGGGGACAUUCAAAGCCUUGUGGGAAUAAGAAAACUUUCUACUACUCAGGACAAGAAUUACAAUAUAUUUAUUUCAUUCACUCACUGUGCCUUUUAGGAAGAUUAUUGAUCUAUACACAAGGCAGAAAGCUAUUUCCUAUAAAGCUGAAGAAUAGAAAAGAUUCAGUAUCCUUUACAGAUCUGCUGGUUCUGUUUACCCAACUUAUCUAUUACUCACCAAGUUGUCCAAAGAUGACAUCACCUGGUCAUUUAGAGAAUUACUCUCCUGCAAGUAUGGUAACUGAAAUUCUUUGUAUACUCUGUGAUCAAAAAGAAUGUGCAAUUGAAUGUUUAUAUAACAACACUGUGAUCAAGGCACUUCUUCAACCUAUUCAUAACCUAAUGAAAGGAACUAAGGCUGCUCCAAAUUGCUCUGAAACAGCUUUAAUUCAUGUAGCUGAUAUUUUGGCAAGAAUUGCUUCUGUAGAAGAAGGACUUAUUCUACUACUUUAUGGAGAAAAUAUGAGCUCUUCUGAAGAAAAAAGUCCUACAGGUGCUCAUAUAAUUGCCCAGUUUUCGAAAAAAGUUCUUGAUGAAGAUAUUUCUAGUUUUUCUGGAUCGGAAAUGUCUCCUGCAGUUAAAGGAGCUUUUACUUCUGUGUGUCGUCAAAUAUAUGGUACAUGUGAAGGCUUGCAGGUUUUAAUUCCUUAUAGUUUGCAUGAAUCUAUAGCAAAGGCAUGGAAGAAGACAAGUUUGCUAUCAGAAAGAAUUCCUACUCCAGUACAGGGUUCUGAUUCUGUUUCUUCGAUAAGCCAGGAAUCCCAGAACAUUAUGGCUUGGGAAGAGAAUUUGUUAGACGAUUUACUAAAUUUUGCUGCCACUCCCAAAGGACUACAACUUCUUCAAAGAACAGGUGCCAUCAAUGAAUGUGUGACAUUUAUGUUCAACCAAUACGCAAAAGAAUUACAGGUCAGCAGGCAUACAAAGUUUGGCUAUGGAGUUCUGGUUACACAAGUGGCAUCAACAGCGGCAGGUGCAAUAGCACUGCAAAGUUCAGGGUUUAUUAAUGCACUUUUAACUGAAUUAUGGGCUAAUCUGGAAUGUGGAAGAGAUGAUGUUAGAGUAACCCAUCCCAAAUCUACUCCAGUGGACCCUAUUGACCGAAGCUGUCAAAAGUCUUUUCUAGCACUGGUGAACCUGUUAUCUUAUCCUGCUGUUUAUGAGCUUGUAGGCAAUCAAGGUCUUCCUAAUAAAGAAGAAUAUUCUCUUCGUGAAGUCCCAACAAGUGUUAUUGAUAUUAUUGACAGACUUAUAAUUUUGAAUUCUGAAGCCAAGAUUCGUUCUUUAUUCAACUAUGAACAAUCACACAUCUUUGGUCUAAGGUUAUUAAGUGUGGUAUGCUGUGAUCUAGACACUCUUCUCCUAUUGGAGGCUCAGUAUCAAGUAUCUGAAAUGUUACUAAAUGCUCAAGAAGAAAAUACCUUAGAGACCUCUGACAGUCACAGAGAUUUUAUAAUUGACAGCUUAUCAGUGGAGAGAAAUCAUGUUCUUGUUAGAAUAAAUCUUAUUGGUGGGCCAAUGGAACGAAUUUUGCCUCCAAGGAUGAUAGAGAAGGGUGAUGAUCCAUAUCCUUGGCCAAUGUUUUCAUCAUACCCUUUACCAAACUGCUAUUUGUCAGACAGUGUUACGAGAAAUGCUGAUCUAAAACAAGACAAUGAUCUUGGCAAACUUUUAUUGCGCUUCAAAAUGUCUGAUAAGCAAAGUGAGUGGAUAGAACACUGCCGAAGACAGUUUUGCAAAAUGAUGAAGGCCAAACCUGAUAUAAUCAGUGGAGGUGCUUUAGUAGAAUUACUUGAAAAAUUUGUCCUUCAUCUCUCUGAAAGCCCAUCUGAAUGCUACUUCCCCUCAGUGGAAUAUACAGCUACUGAUGCAAAUGUGAAGAAUGAAAGUCUUUCAUCUGUGCAACAGCUUGGCGUUAAAAUGACUGUCAGGUAUGGCAAGUUCCUCAACCUGUUAAGAGAUGGUGCAGAAAAUGAUCUUACCUUGGUUUUAAAGCAUUGUGAGAGAUUCCUGAAACAGCAGCAAGCUUCUGUAAAAUCUUCUCUUCUCUGCUUGCAGGGAAGUUACACUGGCCAUGACUGGUUUGUAUCUUCUUUGUUCAUAAUAAUGUUGGGGGACAAAGACAAAACAUUCCGAUUUCUUCAGCAGUUCUCCAGGCUUCUGACUUCUGCUUUCCUUUGGUUGCCAAGACUACAUAUUUCUAGGUACCUACCUAUUGACACCAUAGAAUCUGGCAUUCAUCCAGUAUAUUUUUGCAGCACUCACUAUGUUGAAAUGCUACUGAAAGCAGAAGUGCCACUUGUAUUUUCAGCUUUUCACAUGUCUGGUUUUGCACCAUCACAGAUUUGCCUGCAAUGGAUAACUCAGUGUUUUUGGAAUUAUUUAGAUUGGAUAGAAAUCUGCCAUUAUAUUGCUACUUGUGUUUUCCUUGGUCCUGAUUAUCAAGUAUAUAUCUGUAUAGCUAUAUUCAAACAUCUACAACAAGACAUUCUACAGCACACUCAGACUCAAGAUCUGCAGGUUUUCCUAAAAGAAGAAGCACUGCAUGGGUUUCGAGUGAGUGAUUACUUUGAAUACAUGGAAAUUUUGGAACAAAACUACAGACCAGUGCUGCUGAGAGACAUGUGGAACAUUAGAGUACAAAGCACAUAGAUCAUGGAACACGCAAUUUAAUUUUAUGUUUUAUUUAUUUUUAAAGGAGACAGAGGGACUUAACUGUUUUCUGUCUGUGUCUAUAACAACAUAUGCUUUGUGAAUACACAGUAUUGUAAAUCAGUACUGAGAGUUUUUGAAUAUAAUAGUAUAUUCGAGUAGGUAUUGGCUCAAUUGAAGUGAAUUCAUUUUUGUAAGUUUGUUGUUGUGUAAGGUUGUUUUAGAAUCAAAUCUAGCUUACUUAUAGUUCUUUAUGUUUAAGAGUUAGUCUUAACCUACAUUUCCUUCUUCCCAGGAUGAUUAAAAUAUUUUUUCCAAUGAGUUUGGAAAGUAGCAGCAAUAUUGUAAAUAAUUGACCAGCCAGAGAGAUUCCAUAGAGACAAGGAAGACGAUUGUUUUCUUCAUUUUUAUGUCUUUACAUAUAAAGGAAAAUAAGCAAAACCAUAACUGCUUAUUUUACAUAUGGAGGAACAAAUGAUAUUUAUCAUGGCAAGUGGUAAGAAAAUUGUCGUCAGACAUAAUUGUUUUUCUAGGAAUUGCUUUUGAUACCUAUAUCAAUUUAUAAUUUUUCAUAUGAAAUGUAGUCUCUACAUGGUUCAUUUAAAACAUAGAUUGGUUAUUGCAUACUGAUAUGCAUUUGACUCUCAUUUGUUAAGUGGUUUACUCAAUGAUAGAUUUGAUUUGUACUGAACUUGAAAACAUUAAAGAGAAUAGAUUUGUAAAUUAUUUUAAAUGACCAACACAGUGUUUUAUUUUAUUUAAAUAGAAGGUUCGGCUCCAGUGAGAUUAAUAUGCUAGGCUCUAUUUUCUUAUAACCAUCACAUUUAAUAUAUGAAAGAUAAGACACAAAAAUAUUAUUAAUUUUUCAGUCAGCAAUUUCAACAAGUUUUAAAAAUUAUAGGUAGAGGUCAUUUUGUAUUCAUUGCUUAUAUUUAAAUAUAAAUCAACCAUUAAAACCAUUCUGGAGCCUUUUUUUUUUUUUCAACCAAAAAUGGCUUAUCUACAGACUCUAUUUUUCCUUUUAGUAUGAUGAAAUAACAUAUCAUACAAUUUUCAGUUUUGUGAUAUUUAGGCGAUUGUAGUAUCAACCUUCCCAAAUCAGUUUUUGUGCUGUAAAUGCCGGCAAUAGAUUCUCAGUAAUGGUGUUCCUAAAGGGCACUGAAAAAGUUAAGAAAAGAAAAUUGAGCAAGUUAAUUUGACAUAUUGCUCACUUUAGCUCUGGCUGAUUUGAGUUAAGUAAGAAAGCCCCAGGUUACUCAAAACACCAAGUUUUGUCUACUUUCAAACUUAAUUUUGAAAAGCUGUUCCACAGAACCUGUAAUACAUGUUUCUGUUUUUUCCCAUUCUGUUUCUGAGAUGUUGUUAUUGGUCCUGAGAAACUUGCAACUUUAUUUCUUUUUAAAAGGUCUUACAUGGUAAUUGGAAAUACAAAUGGAGAAGGAACUACAACUUAAUUUUAUAAUAUUCAUUGGUGAUUUUGAUUGGACACUGAAGCAAGAUCUAGAUAAUAAUUACAUUAUGGAAAAGUGACUUCAGCUGGAGCCAGAAAGCUUUCAUUUUCAUUUGAUAAAUAUGUUUUGAACAAUGACUUAGCAAUUUGGUGAAAUAACAUUAUAAAAUAUGGUAGUUCUUGUAGCUACCAUUGUGAAUUAUUUUUGUACCUAUUUUUAUUUUAAGAAUACUCUUUAGAGUAGAAAUAAAUACAGCCCUGUCUUGC